Haliotis rubra (blacklip abalone) is the source of this 4187-nucleotide messenger RNA. RefSeq names its product tether containing UBX domain for GLUT4-like. Gene Ontology annotation, molecular function: protein binding. The transcript has 18 exons. Lineage: Eukaryota; Metazoa; Mollusca; Gastropoda; Lepetellida; Haliotidae. Bases 9 to 1919 code for a protein of 636 amino acids. The record is from RefSeq and is a predicted model, not a curated record.
GAAAAGUAAUGGCGACGGUGCAAGUGCUUUGCCCGAAUGGGCGACGUCAAAAUGUUAAAAUAACACCUAAUUCUAAACUUUUACAAGUACUUGAAGACGUAUGCAAGAAGCAAGGCUUCAUUCCAGCAGAAGACUACAAACUUGUGCAUGGCAGGAAGGAUCUUGAUUUGAGCCUCUCUUUUCGAUAUGCAAACCUACCAAACAAUGCAAAAUUGGAACUUCAAAAACUGGAAAAGUCUAGGGCAGAGGAAAAUGUAGGAAUUGCUCUGCAGCUGGAAUCAGGUCAGAGGCUGCAGAAUUCUUUCCUUCCUGGUACAAGUCUGUGGGACAUUCUUCAACACUGGGAGACACAGUCUUGCGAGCAUGCAGGCAAGCUGACUGUUGUUGACGAUAGUCGGACGCCACCUACUCAUCCAGUGUGUAUCUACAUGACAGAAGAGGUGGUUGGUGAGUGUGCUCUGCAGUCCACAACGCUACGUAAACUGGGACUUACAGCAGGCAGGGCUGUAAUACGGCUUGUCCAUCGACCAGUUGAAGAUUCUGUUAUAGCAGGGUUAAUAGCCAAAGCAGACAAGGAGAAAGUAAAGGAGGCUCGUCUUAGAGAAAUAGCAGCUAGGAAACAUGCUGAAAUGCAGGAAAGUUCAUCAUCAGAGAGUCAGACAUUAGUGCCAUCAGGUGACGUCAGAUCCAUCCCAGAGAGACUGGAAACCAAUAUGGAUGCAGACAUUUGUGAUAAUAAGGAGACAAAGAGUGAAGCAAGUUUAUCUGGUCAGGAAGCAAUGGAGGUAGACACUGCUGCAUCUGUGAUGUCUGUGUCCACUGGAGAUACUAGUGAUUCCAAUACAAUAUGUGACAGAGGACAGAACAGUGUACGGAGCCAGAAUCAAGAUCGUGCAAGUGGACAGAGUAGCAUAGAGCAGCUGCGGAGUAUGAACAUACCAGGAGUGGAGAUUUUCACACCAGAUGAUUUCAAUGAUCUACCGCCAGAUCAGCAACAGUUGGCCCGUGCCCUUGCACAGAAAAUGAUGCAGCGUAUCAUGGGGGAGUCAGCACAGAUGCCAUCAAGUCAGAAUGUUGCAGCCGCUAGACCCAGACGAGCACUGCCACAAGCACUGCCACGAGCACUGCCACAACCACAAUUUGCAGAUUUCAAGUUCCCAGAAUCUUCCAAGGGGAAAUCUGUCUACUCUAAUGAACUAAGUGACGUGGACCGAGAGGAGUUCAAGCCUUGUGACAGAGAAACUGUAUUGUUCGAUUUGGACAAGCCAGUUACUAGUUCUCAGCCUGGGCAGACUGAUGAUGAUCUACCUGAUGACUUCUUUGAAGUGACUGAUGCGGACAUUCGGAAAAUGAUGACUGACCUCCAGAAAAAUGCGGAAAACGUGGCCGACGCCCCCCUGAUGACACAGUCCAUGAGGCAGGCCAGACUGGAGGAGAGAUACAGCAAGUACAAGAAGGUUGUCAUCCGGGUACAGUUCCCCGACAAACUGGUGCUACAGGGGAUGUUCAGACCCCGGGAAACUGUGUUUGCUGUUCAGAAGUUUGUAAAAGAACAUCUUCAGGACAAAACGACCCCAUUUUACCUUUAUACAACACCUCCAAAGAGUGUCCUUAAGGACAGGAGCUCCACUCUCAUAGAGGCUCACCUUGUCCCAGCUACACGUAUCUACUUCGGCUGUGAUGUUGCCAAAGAUCACUAUCUCUCAGGCGGUGUAAGGGCCGAGAUUUCUACCCGAGAACAGGCAGAGCAACUGGCAUUCAAGAGCCUUCCCAGCUGUGAGCCAGGUUCCUCGGAAACAGUUGGUCCAAAGUCAGCAGCAGCAACAACAUCCCGAACAGAGUCAUCUAGCACAAGGUCAUCAUCUGGGGCAAAGUCUGGAGAGAAAGCUCCCAAGUGGCUGAAACUUGGCAAGAAGUAACCAAUGUAAUAGUUAUCAUCCUGCCCACUGUCUGUGGUGGUUACAGAUUUUGCUGAUGUCAGUACUUACACAAUCGGAAUCACUACCUCCAUCCCGGGCACAGUGCUAUAUGAUCACUUUUAUGAACCACAGAAGUGAGAUGUACCAUGUAUGAUGCCAUGUUCCAGACAGGUUUUGCAGAAGACUUUUGACAGUUACAGGAAUACUUGUACAAGUUCCAUAUUCAGCCAUAAUUCGAUGCACAUUAUUUCAAGAUAUGCUAGGCACAAGAAAUAUGGGAACCCCCAAAUGGAAUUUUUAGUUGAAACAAUGCUACAUGAAAGUUACAAGCUGAUUGCAUUCGAACCCAGAUCGGAAAUCACUUACGGCUGACACAACAGUCAGCACCAGUUUACCUUUACAUGAUACACGUGCAUUCUAGCCUAUAAAACUGACAGUAAAUGUGUCCCAAUAUCUCUUGUGAAAAUGCCACCUCGACAGUAUCUGACAAACGCACAGAAAUGGCAGGCCAUUGGCAUGAAAAAGGGUGGACAAUCUCAGAAUAGUGUUGCCCGGUCCUUCAGGAAGUCCAAAAGCGUCAUUUCCUGUCUCAUCAACCUUUACCGUCAGACAAGGGGUGUUAAAAUGAGGACCGGUCGAGGAGACAUCCAUUCAAAGGCGUGACGAUGACAGCUAACUGCAGACGUCUUCGUUAUCAGUGGGCUCAGCAAUGUUAGAAGAGGGGAACCGGCAAUGGCGACAUGUGAUGUUUAGUGAUUAAUCCCACCUUUGUUUGUGAUUCACGGAUGGACAAGUGGCGUUGCCGAGGAGAGCGUUAUGGGAGACCCACGGUACAGGAACACAAUUCUUAUAGAGGCGGCUCUAUCAUGGUCUGGGGAGGAAUUUCUUUCAACAGGAGGAGUGAUUUGAUUCUUGUAUGGGGUAAUUUGACAGGCCAGCGGUAUAUGGACAAGAUCUUACGGCCACACAUGGUUCCAGUGGCUCGCAGGCCAGGUUGAAGAUUUGUGUUUCAGGACGAUAAUGCACGUCCUCACAGAGCUCUUGUUGCCGUGAACUUCAUGCAACAACAAGGUGUUACAACUUUACCCUGGCCGGCUAAAACACCAGAUCUAUCCCCUAUCAAACAACUGUGGGAUGUGUUAGGGCGUUGAGUGCGUCUCAGGGAGCCUGCACCAGCAAAUCUGGAUGUGUUAGGGAGAGCACUGCAGCAAGAGUGGCACGUGAUUCCAAGGGCGACAAUUCAGCGGUUGGUGUCCAGCAUGCCUGCAAAGUGGCGUGCAUGUAUUGCUGCUCAUGGUGGACACACUCGUUAUGAAGUAUAUCUGACAUACUUACCGUACAGUUGUGCUGAUUAAAUUAUACAUGCUUCACAAAGUCAAGGGGUUCCUUUAUUUUUUGUGCCUAGUAUAUAUAAAAAAGAUUCUAAGGCAUUUCUUUGGCUGACCAAGAAGUAUUUUGUGUGUGUUUACUGUUUCCGUAGAGAGAAAAGAACAAUAUGACACUCACUCCUGGAUAACUAUUUCCUUGUACGCUGACAGAGUGAAGGUCUUGCCUGAUCGUGCUGAACAUGUCACUGAUUCUGUAUAGUUGUCUACAGGUUUUAGUGCUAUAAGUAGCAGCCACUGAAAUUGUUAUUCAUCUGUUAAUAAGAAACUGACUUCAGUGUAUUUUCAGUGUCCUUUAAUGCAGACAAAUAUAGAAGUAAUAAUUAAGAAAGGUACCUUACUUGUGUCACAGUGUUCUGAGAUGACAAAGAUGUUUAUGAUUGUUUUGGUAAAACAGUUGCCUAUGGCAAUACUGCAUUAUGAUGUUCCUUGACAUUCCUUUAACACAUACUGAGAUGACAGCUUCACAUUUCAACAUGGAUCAGGGUAGCACAUUAUUAUUUACAGGAGAUACGUUUCACCUUUGUUUUAGGUUAAUUCAAUUUAAGGAUAAAUUAAUAGGUAUAAGUAUGAUAACACAGAACUGUUAAAUUUCCUUUUAAAAUUUAAUUUGCAACAAUUCUAGUAUGGUGUGGAGCUGUGAAUAAAGUCUGAGCUAUGGUCAUACAGCUAUGAGAAUUAUUAAGACAGGCAGUCAUUGUGGACAUGUGGAUAAUAUUGAUGUUUGAAGAGGGAUGCUGACUCUUGACUUAACCUUGAAGAUUAUGAGCUUGUAUCACAUGGUGACUGGGUACUAGUGAUGGGAUAAUGAAUAUGAUGCAAUAUUAAAAGACAGUAAUGUGUCAUGUACAAAACCUGAUUUGUUAAUAAAUGUUAAUGUGAU